AUGAAUGGCAGUCCUGAAGACCAGAUUUGUCCUGACUCAGACAAAGAGUGCCACCUCUGGAAAGUCAAACACAAACCACGCAAGUCAGCUUUCAAGUCUGAAAGAAUGCCAAGAUGCUACUCAUUUGACGAGAAAUCACAAAGCAGCACGGAGGUGGAGGAGUUUGCAUUCUCAACGGUGUAUGAUGUAUCAACCGACCUGCUGAGUGGGUUGCUUUCAUCACUGCUCAUCUUUGCUUUGGCAGGAAUACCUCAACGGCCACCAAUACGAAGCAGAAGAACAAAUUCCUUGAAACCAUGGAUGAUUGCCCUUAUUAUUGCAGCUGUUGUGUUGGUUCUAGCAAUAAUCAUCAGUCUCCUUGUUUAUUUUUUGGCAUUUGAUCAGGAAAAGUUUCACUAUUACCAAACUUCCUUCCAGAUCCCCAGUAUUGAAUAUAACCCUGAUCUUUCAGUAGAACACUCAAAAGUUAGGACUGAUCUGAAACAAAAAAUCAGUGAUGAGAUAGAUAAGAUAUUUCAAAGUUCCAGUUUAAAUAAUCAUUACAAGGAGGCCCAUGUUGUCAACUUUAGGUCAAGUAAUGAUGGUUUGAAAACAGAUGUGUUGCUUAAAUUUCACUUUGUUUCUAACAAUGCAGAAGCAAUAAAAAGUCAAGCUGCUAACAUUUUGCAUCAGAAGUUAAAAUUAAAUGGAAGCUUCUUGAAGUUAGAUACUUCAUUACCUUAUCUUAGAGAUAUAAAUAAAAUACAAGCAGAGCACAUUCUGAACAGUGGUUGUGGUUUAGGAAGGGAGUCCCCAUCCAUGGAAAAAAUUGCUGAUGGUUAUAUUGCAGAGAAAGCUGACUGGCCAUGGCAAGCCAGCCUGCAAAUGGAUGGCAUCCACUUCUGUGGAGCAUCUUUGAUCAGUGAUGAGUGGCUCCUGACUGCUGCUCAUUGCUUUGACACUUACAAGAACCCCAAACUCUGGAUGGCUAGUUUUGGAACAACUCUAAGCCCUCCACUGAUGAGAAGAAGGGUGCAGUCAAUUAUCAUUCAUGAGAACUACGCUGCCCAUAAACAUGACGAGGACAUCGCUGUGGUGAGGCUCUCCACGCCUGUCCUGUUUUCCAACGAUGUGCACAGAGUCUGUCUCCCCAAUGCUACUUUUGAAGUCUCGCCUAAGAGUAAAGUGUUUGUCACCGGAUGGGGAGCAUUUAAAGCAAAUGGUCCUCUUCCCAAUACUCUGCGACAAGUUGAAAUAGAGAUCAUAAGUAAUGAUGAAUGUAAUAAAGUUAGCGUAUACGGUGGUGCUGUGUCAUCAGGAAUGAUAUGUGCUGGAUUCUUGUCAGGAAAACACGAUGCCUGUGAGGGUGAUUCUGGGGGACCUCUGGUUAUACCACAUGAUAGAAACAUCUGGUAUCUUAUUGGAAUAGUCAGCUGGGGAAUAGACUGUGGUAAAGAAAACAAGCCUGGAAUUUACACAAAAGUGACUCGUUAUCGAGACUGGAUCAAAUCUAAAACUAACAUCUAA
Miniopterus natalensis is the source of this 1506-nucleotide messenger RNA. The record is from RefSeq and is a predicted model, not a curated record. Lineage: Eukaryota; Metazoa; Chordata; Mammalia; Chiroptera; Miniopteridae.